Messenger RNA from Penicillium diatomitis, 1260 nucleotides. Its product is annotated as M20 family metallopeptidase. Gene Ontology annotation, molecular function: dipeptidase activity. The transcript has 5 exons. Lineage: Eukaryota; Fungi; Ascomycota; Eurotiomycetes; Eurotiales; Aspergillaceae. The record is from RefSeq and is a predicted model, not a curated record. The coding region runs from base 1 to 1260 and encodes 419 amino acids.
AUGCAGAUUCCCGAAGCCCAACAGCCGUUUCUGGACAGUGUUCAGGAGAUUCUUCGCAAAUACGAUGCCGAGCUCAAGGAUAUCAAUCAAAAGAUCUGGUCUAAUCCUGAGCUAGCUUAUGAAGAGUAUCAAGCCCACGAUCAUAUCUGCGAUCUCUUCAGUAAGCUUGCGGCGCAAGGGUAUCAAGUUCGCCGUAAGGCCUAUGGAAUGGACACGGCUUUGGAAGUUGAGUACACUCACGGAGCGGGAGGUCGCCUCAUAGUAUUCAACGCAGAGUACGAUGCGCUCCCUGGAAUCGGCCACGCAUGUGGCCACAAUCUCAUUGCCACGAGUGCCAUCGCUGCAUUCAUCGCGACCUGCGAGGCGAUGAAGGCCAAGGCACAAGCAUCAGAGCUCCCAGGAUUUACUGUUCGACUUCUGGGAACUCCCGCCGAAGAGUCUGGAGGCGGUAAGGUGAAGCUCAUCCAAGCGGGCGCCUACAACAACGUAGAUGCCUGUUUGAUGGUUCACCCAGUUCCAAUGUCUCCCACUCAACCACAAGUGCAUGGGAUUGCGACGACCGUGGAGGGCGGAUACCUUGCCAAUGAUAAGGUCAAAGUCACUUUUAUCGGAAAACCCGCCCACGCAGCCGGUGCUCCAUGGGAGGGCAUCAACGCGCUGGAUGCAGUCGUGUCGGCCUAUGUCAAUAUCUCACUCCUCCGACAACAGAUUUUACCUUCUCAGAGAGUGCAUGGUGUGAUUGUCCAUGGAGGCGACCGUCCCAAUGUGAUUCCCAUGUCUGCCACGCUGGAUUACUACAUUCGAUCACCGACGAAGAAGACAUUGAAAGUCUUGACCGAAAAGGUCGUUCAGUGCUUCGAAGCCGCUGCAACUGCGACGGGGUGCAAGGUGGAAUAUGAAUGGGGAGUAUCAUAUGACGACCUCAAGUCUAACAUGCCCAUUUGCGAAAAAUACGUCUCUGCAAUGAGCGCCAUGGGUCACUUGACUCUACUCGACAAUUCUGCUGCUGGAAAGGGUGCAAUGUCGGGUGGCUCAACUGACAUGGGCAACGUUUCAUACGUCGUACCUGGAUUCCAUGGAAUCUUUUGUAUUCCUUCCAAGGGAGUCAACCAUACUCAUGAAUUCACCAGCGGUGCUGGGUCUCCCGAAGCUUUUGAGAGAGCGCUACAUUGUGGCGCUGGUAUGGCGGUUGUUGGAUGUCAGAUGUUGGUGGACGACAAAUUUGCCGAGGCUGUCAAGAAGGACUUUGAGAGCAGAUAG